CAUAUAGACCGGGAUGUCGAGCCAUACGUUUGCAUCUCCGAAGAGUGCCAAGAACCCCUUCGAUUCUUUGCUCAUCUGGACGACUGGGAAAAUCACAUGCAGACAAUGCACACCCCCAACUGGGCACAGAAGAUACACACCACGACCUGGUACUGCGACAUUGACACCUGCAACGAGAAUACCGGUGGGAAAAAAGGGUUUGCCGAUAAAGGGGCCUUUAUACAGCACUUAUCGAUAGCUCAUCCAAAGAAACUCACGAAGCCGCAAAUAUCGGCAAAAGCAAGGAGGAACAGAACCACCAAAGCCAGGGAUUCUCUUACUUGUCCCCUCUGC
Messenger RNA from Trichoderma citrinoviride, 333 nucleotides. RefSeq lists its product as hypothetical. The annotation marks the transcript as partial. The record is from RefSeq and is a predicted model, not a curated record. NCBI's taxonomy places the organism in Eukaryota, Fungi, Ascomycota, Sordariomycetes, Hypocreales, Hypocreaceae. The transcript has a single exon.